Iphiclides podalirius (scarce swallowtail) is the source of this 456-nucleotide messenger RNA. Lineage: Eukaryota; Metazoa; Arthropoda; Insecta; Lepidoptera; Papilionidae. The record is from the annotation of a GenBank genome assembly.
AUGGAGCUCUUAAGGCACUGGCGCAGGACUUACGGACAAAGACAGAGGAGCAUGCCGCGCGAAAAUGGCCCCUGCGUGCGGAGCGCUAAGGACUAUCCAUACGAUACGAGCCCGGAAUACAUGAGCCUCCUAACAAGGGAGGACAUAGAGAAGGAUCUGCCCGAUAAGUAUAAAAAGAGGCUCUGGAGGCGGUGCAAGCCUAGCGUUCCGAGAAAGAACAACUCCGACGUCCACUUAGCGAUGAAGAUAAAGCAGCUUUUCGAAAAUUUGGAGGCCAUAGAUUUGAACAGGGGCGAAAUGACGCCAAGGACUGAGCAGAAAGUGCUCCUGACCGAGAUACACAAGACAAUUCGGGCGGUAAAGGUGGAUCGUAGAGCCAAGGAGGCGGGAAAUGUGGCAGUCGGUGAGUCAGGAGGGCGGGAAAUGUGGCGGGUCAGCGAGUUAGAAGGCGGGAAA